Molecule: messenger RNA, 3551 nt
Organism: Elaeis guineensis (African oil palm)
Lineage: Eukaryota; Viridiplantae; Streptophyta; Magnoliopsida; Arecales; Arecaceae
Product: leucine-rich repeat receptor-like tyrosine-protein kinase PXC3
Biological process (GO): protein phosphorylation
Molecular function (GO): receptor serine/threonine kinase binding; protein kinase activity; ATP binding
Source: RefSeq, a predicted model, not a curated record
CCCCAAUGGUGUACUGCAGCGCUGCCGCUCCACCCAUGACCCAACUACUACUAAUGGAUGAAACGAGACUCCUGUGAUGCUGCUGCAAAAAGGACUGAAGGCCUGGGUGCCACUCCUCUUUCUGGCUUCCGGUCUCCUUCAACACAUCCCCAUUCCUCUCUUCUCCCUCCCCUGUGUGUGCCUGCCUUGCAAAGCUUGCCCAGCCUUUUUUUCUAGUUUUAAAAGGAGCUUAAAGGAAAGGACUAGGAUUUCUUUCUAGCGAUCCUUCACCCGCCCACCCAGCCCAAGCUGCUGUCAUUUUGUGGUUGAUGUAAAGCUCUCUCUUAUAUGCUUUGGAUUUGAGGGGGAAAAACUAUGGAUUCUCAAAGGGAAUUUAAAUCACCUCUUCCUCGAAGGUGUGGGCUUAUUAGAUGAGAAAUGGGUCUCCACCAGAACAUUUUAUCUGGGGCCUUCUAAAUGUAUGGCUUGAAGCAGAAAGUGGAAAGAGGUUGUUUCUCUGAAGAAAGGGGGAUAUAGGACAUCACUAUAUAGCAGAGAAGAGGAAGAGGAAAGAGGGUACUUGCCUCUGCCAAUGGCUUGUUUUUGCUGCUGCUGUUUUGGUCUUCUGAUGGUUAGUCUUCUAGUUGGAAGCCAGCCAGCCACUGCCCAGCUCCAGGAUCAGCCCACUAUGGUGGCUCUCCAGAGAGGGCUCAUGGUGGCGGACUGGGAGCCCAACAGCCCAAGCUACUGCCUCUGGCGCGGCGUCACCUGCGGCGGUCCAAACCAAACGGUGGAGGCGCUCGACCUCCCCCACCGCAACCUCCGAGGUAAUAUCUCGCUCAUCUCCGACCUCAUCUCAUUAAAGCGGUUGGAUCUUUCCGGCAAUUCUUUUCAUGGAUCAAUUCCUUCUUCUUUUGGAAAUUUACCCAUGCUCGAGUUCCUCGAUUUGUCGACGAACAAAUUUGAGGAUAGGAUUCCAUCAUCUUUAGGCAAAAUCAGAAACCUCAAAUCGUUAAAUCUUUCAAACAACUUACUCUCGGGGGAAAUACCUGAUGAGUUGAAAAAAUUAGAGAGGCUGCAGGAGCUUCAGAUUUCUGGGAACAAUCUUAGUGGCUCCAUUCCUGAUUGGGUUGGCGACCUCACUGAUCUGAGAGUCUUUUCGGCAUAUGAGAAUAGUUUGGUUGGUGUAAUUCCUAGAAAUCUGGGCUCGGUUUCUCAGAUUGAGGUGGUGAACCUCCACUCCAACAUGCUCCAAGGAGUGAUACCAGAGAGCAUUUUCAGGUCGGGGAAGCUGCAAGUUUUGGUGCUGACUCUAAACAGAUUGGAUGGUAGCCUUCCCGAGUCGCUCGGGAACUGCAAAGGACUGUCGAGUCUUCGAAUUGGAAACAAUAGGCUCAUUGGGAGCAUUCCUGUGUCAAUUGGCAACGUUAGUAGUCUUACAUACUUUGAGGCAGACAACAACAACCUCUCCGGAGAGAUCAUUCCAGAGUUUGCGCAGUGCUUGAACCUCACACUAUUGAACUUAGCCUUUAAUGGCUUCACAGGGACCAUACCUGAGAGGCUCGGGGAGCUGAAGAACCUCCAAGAGUUCAUUGUGUCAGAUAAUAAUCUCACAGGCGAGUUCCCAAAGUCUAUCCUCAGAUGCAGGAACCUUAGCAAGCUGGACCUGAGCUAUAAUCAAUUCAAUGGAAGCCUACCUGAAGACCUCUGCAACAUGUCUAGACUGCAAUACCUACUUCUGGAUCACAACUCUAUUAGUGGAGAGAUACCUGGGGGAAUUGGGAACUGUGGAAGGCUGCUCGAGCUGCAGAUGGGCAGUAACUACCUGACUGGUAACAUUCCACCUGAGAUCGGCAAGAUUAAGAAUUUGCAGAUAGCUCUAAAUCUUAGCUUCAAUCAUCUCAGAGGACAAUUGCCUCGGGAACUAGGAAGGCUUGACAAGCUGGUCUCCUUGGAUGUCUCCAACAACCAGCUUUCUGGAGACAUUCCAUCGGAACUCAAAGGCAUGCUGAGUUUGAUAGAAGUUAAUUUCUCAAACAAUCAGCUCAGUGGCCAAAUACCGAUCUUUAGUCCAUUUCAGAAGAGCCCUCGUUCAAGUUUUUCAGGAAAUAAAAAACUAUGUGGGGAUCCAUUGGAAUCUAACUGUGGGGAUUAUUUUGGAUCAGUCAAUGGUACAGACCACCACAAGGUGUCCUACAAGAUUGUAUUAGCUGUUGUUGGUUCUGGUUUGACUGUUUUUGUGAUGGUAUCGGUUAUUGUUGGCCUGUUUAUUCUGAGAGAGAGACAAGAGAUGGAUGCCAAGGCUACCAUGGUUGCAGGGGAAGUAGUUGCGACGACGCCUCCUCAAAUAGCUGCUGGGAAUGUCUUUAUUGAGAGCUUGAAGCAAGCCAUCGACUUCGACAGUGCUGUCAAAGCAACCUUAAAGGAUUCAAAUAAACUGAGCAAUGGGACUUUUAGCACCAUCUAUAAGGCAUCUAUGCCAUCUGGACUUGUUCUUUCUGUAAAGAAGCUGAAAUCUGUGGAUAGGUCAGUUGCUCACCACCAGAAUAAAAUGAUAAGGGAGCUUGAAAGGCUUGGAAAUCUUUGCCAUGCCAAUCUGAUGAGGCCUAUUGGUUAUGUGAUCUAUGAGGAUGUUGCGCUUUUGAUUCACCAUCACAUGCCUAAUGGAACACUGGCGCAACUCCUUCACAACACCACUGGCACUGCAUUUGAGCCUGAUUGGCCAAGAAGGCUGUCCAUUGCUAUUGGAGCUGCUGAAGGAUUAGCUUUCCUGCACCACAUUGCCAUUAUCCAUUUGGAUAUAUCAUCUGGUAACAUUUUUCUUGAUGCCAAUUUCAAUGCUCUGAUUGGGGAGAUAGAGAUAUCCAAGCUCUUGGAUCCAUCAAAAGGAACUGCAAGUAUCAGUGCAGUGGCUGGCUCCUUUGGUUAUAUUCCUCCGGAAUAUGCAUACACAAUGCAAGUAACUGUGCCAGGGAAUGUUUAUAGCUUUGGAGUGGUGUUACUUGAGAUCCUAACAACUCGAUUACCGGUUGAUGAGGUCUUUGGAGAAGGGAUAGAUCUGGUGAAAUGGGUCCAUAGUGCAUCAGGAAGGGGUGAGACUCCAGAACAGAUAAUGGAUGCAAGGUUAAGUACUGUUUCAUUUGCUUGGAGAAAGCAAAUGUUAGCAGUUUUGAAGAUUGCGAUGCUCUGCACUGAUAACACACCAGCAAAGCGCCCUAAGAUGAAGAAAGUAGUGGAGAUGCUUCUUGAAGUAAGAGAAAAUUAAUUGUAAGAUUCCUAGGAAAUUCUCCAACCCUUCAUUUGAGAUUUAUGUGAUAGGUAAAAGGCUCAAAACACCUAUUGUUUGGAGCUUCUGCUGUGCUUCCACUACUUGUAUGUGAGGCCUUAAAAUUCGGGAGGGAGAAGGGUGGGAAAAAAUGCUACAACUUGUACUGUGUUUCAGUGAAAGCCGAAUCAAGAUUUCUGUAAUUAUGGUUUAUGUGGGAGAUUUGAUGGUGGAUUUGUUGUAACAAGAACAUCUUGCGAUGCAGUGAUGCCUGUUUUCGAAGUCGUUGGAUGUCAAACAAAAAAUU